Hyaloscypha bicolor E is the source of this 2455-nucleotide messenger RNA. Its product is annotated as NOL1/NOP2/sun family putative RNA met. The transcript has a single exon. Bases 63 to 2075 code for a protein of 670 amino acids. Gene Ontology annotation, cellular component: nucleolus. Gene Ontology annotation, molecular function: RNA binding; rRNA (cytosine-C5-)-methyltransferase activity. The record is from RefSeq and is a predicted model, not a curated record. Lineage: Eukaryota; Fungi; Ascomycota; Leotiomycetes; Helotiales; Hyaloscyphaceae. Gene Ontology annotation, biological process: rRNA base methylation; maturation of LSU-rRNA.
AACAUCACUCUGGAAAUUCUCCAGGUCAUUUUCCAGCCCAAAUACCCCUAAUUCUAUUCAAGAUGGGAGUCGGACGUCGUAUGAAGAAGCAGGGUCCUCCAGAGCCCCUCGAUGAAGCUCACUUCACGAACUUGAAGCGUAAAGCUGGGAUGUCGGUUGCGGAGUCGCGAGCAGAGAGCCAGCAGUACACCAAUUCGAAGAAGAGACGUACAAAUGGCGGGACAGAAGGGAAGGGAAAGAAGAACUCUGCGGGGACGACGAGCACGAAAGGCAAAUUUACCAAUUCGUUACCCUCGCAACAAUCUGCUCUGAAGAAGUCGAAAAAGCCCGAAUCGGUCCCACUUCCAAUGUCCGACGAAGAAAUGGAAGAUGACGAUUCUGAUGCGGAGGAUUUGGUGGGCGACGAGUUCGAUGAUCUGUCUGGGGAGGAAGAGGAAGGCGGGCUUGGAGACGACUUUUUGGAGAGUAGGAGUGAAGUCUACGAUUCUGAUGAGGAUCACCGGACAAAGCCCAUGUUCUCGGAGGAUGAAGACGAGUCGGAUGCAGAGGAGAAGUUGACCGCGGCGAAUAUUGCGGGAUUGACGAGAAAGUUGGACGAGCAGAUGGCAGAGGAGGCCGCGGAUGCUCAAGCAGAAUUGGAAGAAGCCGCCUUGCAGACAAAUAUUGCUGGAGAUCGACCCCAUAUUUUGGACGAUAAUAGUGAAGACGAAGAAGGAAUCAAGUCGAAAGCGUUAUUAGCCCCGGAUUUACAACUGCUACGGAACAGAAUUAACGACACCGUGCGAGUACUUGACGAUUUUUCGAAUCUGGCAGAGGAAGGACGAUCAAGAGCGGAAUAUACAGCACAGCUGAUCAGGGAUAUUUGUGCAUAUUAUGGAUAUUCAGAAUACUUGGCAGAGAAGUUAUUCAAUCUCUUCCCACCGAAAGAAGCGUUUGCUUUCUUCGAAGCAAACGAAACUCCCCGUCCAGUGGUCAUUCGAACAAACACCCUCCGAACGCACAGAAGAGACCUAGCACAGGCACUCAUCAACCGAGGCGUCACUCUCGAGCCCGUUGGAAAAUGGUCCAAGAUUGGUCUUCAAAUUUUCGAGAGUGCUGUCCCUCUUGGAGCUACGCCCGAAUACCUCGCAGGCCACUACAUUCUCCAAGCAGCAUCCUCCUUCCUCCCCGUCAUGGCGCUCGCACCCCAAGAGCAUGAACGUGUCCUCGAUAUGGCUGCCGCUCCUGGUGGCAAAACUACACACAUCGCAGCACUUAUGAAGAAUACUGGAUGCAUCUUCGCGAACGAUAGCAACAAAUCUCGUGCCAAAGGUCUGAUUGGUAACAUCCACCGUUUAGGAGCGAAGAACACGAUCGUAUGCAACUACGAUGCUCGGGAGUUUCCAAAAGUCAUUGGAGGAUUUGAUCGUGUGUUACUCGAUGCUCCAUGUUCCGGCACUGGUGUUAUUGCGAAGGAUCCUAGUGUGAAAACCAACAAGACGGAGAAAGAUUUCCUCAUGUUACCGCACUUACAAAAACAACUUCUUCUCGCGGCCAUCGAUUCCGUGGAUCAUACGAGCAAGACUGGCGGAUAUAUUGUGUACUCCACCUGUUCCGUGACAGUCGAAGAGAACGAGGGAGUUGUGCAAUACGCACUUAGCAAACGGCCCAACGUCAAGCUAGUGGAAACAGGCUUAGUAUUUGGAAAGGAGGGCUUCACAGCCUACAUGGGCAAGACAUUCGACAAGUCUCUCAAGAUGACAAGAAGAUACUACCCCCAUGCUUACAACGUUGAUGGCUUCUUCGUUUCGAAAUUCAAGAAGUUCGGUCCUUCGCCAAAGGGCAAUGGAGGGAGCACCGGCGCCAGCAAGGAAAUGGACGAUGAAUUAGAUGUUGACAAGAGGCCUGUUCCUGAGACGGAGGAAGAGGAGAAGACAGAUGAGUUCGGUGGAUGGAAUGAGGAAGAAGAUGAUGCCUAUAUGGAGAGGGCGAGGAGAGCGAUGUUGAAGAAGAAAGGCAUAAACCCGAAAGCAAAUGUUGGAGAUAUGAGUAAAAAGGUCAACGGGAAGGAGAAGAAGAAAAACAAAGAUACGUGAAGUAAUCUUACGUAGCAAUUUGAUUGAGCUUGGUCUGAUUUUCUGGUUUUCUACAAUCUCGGUGAUGAGAUCAUGUGAUUCAGAUGAUCUCAGGGCCGUAGCAUUGGAGGUCUUUCUGAUGGAUCCAUCUAAUGGUGACUUUAUUUCUGCUUCUGUCCAAGUAUUCUCGAGGGGGUUUCCUACUUGUUAUUCUUCCCGCGAAGCCUGGAAUACCGAAUUCCUGAGUCUUUCAACCCUCCAGCAAGUUGUAGCUUAGCCAAGCUUUUCAACCAUUUAAUGCAGACUCGAGAUUCCCCAAGUAAUCUCCAUAAAGCUGAGCUACCUAGUCGCCAUCACGUUCAGAUUGAAUCCACUUCGAUGGUCUCCAGAGAGCAUUUGCA